Messenger RNA from Mya arenaria, 14070 nucleotides. RefSeq lists its product as uncharacterized. The transcript has 41 exons. The record is from RefSeq and is a predicted model, not a curated record. Lineage: Eukaryota; Metazoa; Mollusca; Bivalvia; Myida; Myidae. Gene Ontology annotation, molecular function: calcium ion binding. Bases 115 to 12921 code for a protein of 4268 amino acids.
CGGAAGUAUAAAAUGACAGAUUUUGUCGCUAUAAUAGCAAUAAAACUAGCUUGACUAGAGGACUGGUGGAGUUAUCUGUUUGGCAGACGACCGGGUGGAUAACUUAAGAGAAAGAUGGUCGAUGUUCAAAGGAUUAUAUGGUGUCUACUUCUAACCGCUGUGACAGAGGUAGAGCCUUCUCAUUUUAGGGGUGCAAUUAUCACAUGGAAGCCAGGAGUAAAUCAGAAUGAAGUUAUCAUCGAUUACCGUAUAUCAUGGCGUAUGACCUACGCAGCAAACUUCAAAUGUGAUGAUGAAGUCAUUAUAGAUGGUACAACCAUUGGUGGAACAGGCGAUAUUGAGUGUAACGACAACUGUGCCGGAUCGAUUGGCAAACUAUUCUACAGUUGUACUGAUUACAGUAUAAGUGAAGAUUGGUCGUCUGGCAGAGGUAGAAUCAUAGAGACCAUUUAUCCAUUGGACGUUUCGAAACCAAUCAAAUUUGGCUUCAAAGGUGCAGCCUGGAUUGAUACCCUGAACGUUGGAGGUGGGGGAAACUGGAAUUUAAGAGUCACAGCUUACUUGGUUGCGAGGGAAGAUACAAACACCAUCAAUUCAUCCCCCACAGCCGAGAUAGCCCCUAUAGUGAGGCUGCAGUCUGGAUGUAAUCACACCAUUACUGUUCCAGUUGGAGAUAUAGACGGCGACAUUGUACGAUGUAGAUGGGCAGACACUUCCGAGGAAUGCGGUGAAGUUUGCCAUGGUCUACCUAAUGCGGAAUUAGAUAACGUAACAUGCUCGAUAACUUACAGUGCAAUUUAUGCGACGGGCUGGUAUGCUGUUGCAAUACAAGUUGAGGACUUUGUAACCUUCUCUUCGGUGAAUGCGCUCAGCAGCAUUCCCGUACAAUUCCUGAUUUUUGUCUACACAGCAAACGAAAACGAAACAUGUGGACAGUCUAUGGUGUUCAUAAAUCCAACACCACCGGACGAUGCGUGUAUAGGGAUUCCAGAGGGACAGGUGUACAGCUCCGCUAUUGCAGUCAGAGUGGUACAUUCGGACAGAAGCAUAAGUGAAAUUAAAACAACGUCUCCACUAGGAAUGACCAAAUCAAGUUUGUACCAGAUUUCACCUACCGAAUGGGCUGUAAAUAUCACAUAUUCACCACCCAAUGACAGUGACGUUUCAAAUGUCUUCUGCUUUAAUGCAAAAGAGUCGUCAGGGUUGGAGGGCGACAAAAGAUGUAUCACUCUUUUGACUGGAGUUGCCCCUCCUGCAAUUGUUGAAGGAUCACAAUCGCCUACAAACGUGGUUUACCCAGGUCAGAGAACAUGGUCGCUUGCUUUGAAUAAUUCGAAGUUUACCCGCGCCACUCGUCAAUCGUUCAUCAACUUGUAUAGUGACAACAACAUCCUAAUGGAAAAUAUUCCUGCCUCCAAUAGAGAGAGAGUAACUCUCAACCAGAAUAACAGAACACUCACAUUCUACACAACAACUAUUUUAACGGAAAAACAAACCUACUACUUCACAUUUGAUUUCGGCAUUGUAAAAGGAGUGACUCUCUGUGGGGCAGAAUCCCCAGCCAUUGACGACCAUUCCUUCUGGAGAAUAAAAAUACGUGAUAUCACGCCUCCUAGUAUACUAUUUAGUUCACCAUCUAUAUCAAACUCAACUGGAUAUGUACAGUGGACUAUAAACGAAGAAGUUUUGUCUGCGGUCUGCAAACUUACACGACCAAAUGGGUCUAUAGAAACAGUGCUUCCAUGUCAAAGUCCAUGGGAAGAACAUAUGCUUGUCGAGGGUGUGUAUAUUUUUGCCAUGGCUGCAACAGAUUUAGAGGGUAACUCUGCAACAGUGAAACAUGUUUGGACAGUCGAUACAACACCACCGGUUUUAAUCAUGCAGAGGACUCCACCAACAAUCAGUAAUUCAACCAGGGAAAGUUUCCAGUGGACCUGCACGUAUCCCUGCAACGUUGCCUGCAAUGUUAGGACAAACGAUCAGACGUUUCAGGUGAAUUGUAAUAGAAAAGGAGUCGUUUGGACGUUGCCAUCCACGGAUUCAAACGUCACUUAUACUCUCGACAUAUCUGCAACGGACACUGUUGGCAAUGAGAUUCGAGUAAAAUACAACUGGACAACAGAUUUCGGGAAGCCGACCAUCACUAUUUGUGAUAAAGGUCAGUCGUUUACAAUGGAAUGUAAUAGUGACACUAAACCAGAAACAAUAUGCAAUGCGACAGCCUCGGACAACAUGGACCCUUUGCCGCAGUUAUCCUAUACUGACACGAGUACUGGCUCUUGCGGUAUUACUAGAACUUGGACUGUAAUUGACUUUGCUGGAAACACCAGAACAUAUAAUCAGCAUAUCACCUUCACGACAAACAAAACGAUUUCGGUGUUUGAAUACCCACAAACGAUGUCUGUAUCGUGCGGCUCGUUAAGUAACCUAACAGAUGCGCUUUCGUCAAUGUUUAAAAUAUAUCAUCCAUGCGGCCUAGAUGUUAAUAUUACUUAUCAAGACGACUCUGUUGAAAAGUGUGGCAUAACUAUAAAAAGAACUUGGACCAUUAGAGAUGGGUGUGGAAACAUGGAGACAGUUGCACAAUACCUGAGAAUUCGGGAGGCAAAUACGCCUUUAGCACCACUUGAUGGACAAAUAGGUACAGAGCUAGAUAUAGUUUUACGUUGGCAAGAUCCAGAUGCUAGCAGAGAGUUUGAUAUAUACUUUUGGAAAAGGAGAGCGGACCGACCAGCCUUCCCAUUUGCGAGAACAACUGACAAUCACUUUAAGGUUGAAACCUCACUAGAACCUGGAACACAAUAUCUUUGGCAGCUAGUCUUCUAUUACACAGAUAACAAUACGUACAUAAGUCCUGUUUGGGUCUUUGAGACUCGACAUUACGCUGAUCUUAUGUUGGACAGUAUUGAAACACCGCCUACAGCUUUCUCGGGUCAGACAUGCGAAAUAAAAUGGACAGUUUUAAAUGUCGGAACAAUUGAUACACCUUAUGUGUAUUGGUAUGACGGUGUGUACCUCUCAUUCAACGAUAACAUUCUAGGUGCGAAAAGGGUUGCGUCUGUUCUACAAAGGAACAUACUGUACAGAAACGACGGCUAUUCGUCCACUGCAACUUUUACAUUAGACGAACGCGAAAUCGGCAAUGCGUAUAUUUUUGUUAAAACAGACACCUCCUCCUCAAUCGCGGAACUGAACACUACCAACAACUUGAUGAGAAGUUUGUCAACCAUUGAUGUACAACUUACGCCGCCCCCUGACUUGCAGGUCAUCUCGAUAUUUGUAUCAGGCAGUAGAUUUUAUUCAGGAAGUGAAAUUCAACUAUCUUGGACGGUAUUGAAUGUUGGGAUUGGUCCAACGCGAAGUCAAAGAUGGUACGACAGAGUGUGGUGGUCUACAAACAACACAGUUGAGAGAAGCUCUAAAAGAUUAGCUGAUGUGUUACACAACGGUGGCAUCGACAAACAACAUAAUUAUACAGUGUCAAGGGCAGUCAACAUUCCAGAAUUUAUAACCGGAGACUAUUUCAUCCUUGUUGAAACGGAUGUCUACGACAAUGUGUACGAAUUUUUAGGAGAAGACAAUAACGUUUCUCCAAUGCAGAAUUCACUAUACGUUGCAUUAACACCACCUCCCGAUCUCAAAAUUACUUCGAUUUUAACACCACCUCUUUGGACAACCGGUGAUACCGUCAAUAUAUCAUGGACAGUUCAGAACAUUGGAAGCGAAACACCCCAUUCACAGAGAUAUUGGACUGACCUGUUGGUAUUGACAUCCGGAAGUAAUACAAUCAUUGCGAGUCUAUUGAGGUCCCAUUACGGUAGUUUGUCAGUGGACGAAACGUAUACUUCAACCGUAACGUUUUACGUUGUACCAGCGCUUCCAACUGAUAAGUAUACAUUGCACGUUACAGCGGAUAACAGAAACUACCUUUUCGAAUAUUUAAACGAAGCAAACAAUGAAAUCAUACAACAAGUAACAGUACAACAGGCACUACCUGAUUUAAGUGUGGAGUAUUUCAAUGUGACCAUUAGGUAUGAAACAAAUAGGACACUUAUAAAUGCUGACUGGUCUGUUCAUAACGUUGGUAUCGGAAAAACAGUUCGAUCUCAAUGGUUUGAUACCAUUUCGGUUAAAACUCAAAAUCAAAAUUAUUUUACCGAACUGCAAACAUUUCAAAAUAAACAUGGUCUUUUACCAAAUGAGUCGUAUGAUUCUAAUGCAACCAUUGAUCUUCCGUUUAAUGUGUAUGGAGACGUCGUGUUUAAGCUUACGACAGACCUGGACCCUUCGUCUUCUGGAGAUGGCUAUCUCUUAAACAACGUUAAAACACAUUCAACAAUAAACAUCCAAUUAAGGGCAGCUGACCUAACAAUAACGGCAGUUAUGUUGAGCAAGUACGUUCAAGCCGGGAAAGGAGUUUCCAUUACCUAUACUGUUCAAAAUGUCGGAAGUCUUGACAUUAACAGUACGAAAUGGACGGACCGAAUAUAUAUUUCCGACACCAUUGGUAACCUUCAAGCCAUAUUGAACUUGAACACAAGUCUUGCUCUUCAGGCCGAUCUAAAUAAAAACAAAACAUACUCUAAAACAAUUGGUUUUAGCCUACCUAAUGAAAUGUCGGGACAGUAUUAUUUAACCGUAAUAGUAAAUGACAAUGCCAUGAUUUUUGAGGGUCCAAAUACCGAAAAUAACAUUGUAAAGAGAGAACUUAAUGUUGAAGCUGCGCUGUCUGCUGAUUUGUAUGUUAAAAAAAUAAAAGCAAAUGCAAUUUCUUUUGCAACUGAAGAAUACAUUGUAUCUGUUGAAUGGGAAGUGCAGAAUAUUGGAAACUCUAUGGAUACUCGACAUGAAUGGCAAGAUGCCGUAUUCUACAAACACAUUGACUCCGAUUUCAAUGUUUUAAACACGUUUAAAAUAAAGCAUGCCCUUGAAUCACAAGAUUUCUAUCAAAAAAAGGAAACUGUUGUUCUACCAUCGAAAUUCAGCGGCAAUAUUUUCAUAUGUGUACAAACCGUGUUUUCUGGAGAACUGUAUGAAGCUAACUCAACAGCUAAUAAUGUCUUAUGUAGCAUUUCACCGAUAACAAUACAGAUGGCUUCUCCCCCAACAUUGUCUGCAAACAUCGGGGAAAUCACUUCUUUGAGUGACAAUGGAACAUUUGAAACUGGCUCUUUUGUCAAAAUCACAUACAGCGUUGAAAAUACGGGCGAGUCAAGGACAUCGAUGUCGUCAUGGAUUGAUUCAGUUUAUAUUUCAAACGUAAAUGUUGAAAGCGUUUCCGACCUUAAAAGGAUAGGGUGGCAUGUCAAAGACAUUGUUCAUAUUGGCGCUCUUGGUACGGGGCAGAAGUACACGGCUACAUCAACAUUUCAAUUACCAAUGACAUUCUCGGGAAGACCUAGAAUAUACAUUGUAUCUAAUAAUACAGCAAACGAUGGAACAGGCGAAAACAAUACGGAUGAAACAACUGGCCUGGCUAAGUCACCCAUUCUUGAACUUUCCUAUGUACUACCAAACCUUCAGAUUGUUAGCAAUAUUAAAUUACCCAGUUUGCACGGUGGCCAGCCCGUUAUAGUUGAAUACCAAAUUGUCAACACUGGCAAUACGUCUGUUUUGGGGAAUUGGUUUGAUAGUGUUUAUUUAAGUGAGGAUAUAAUUUUGGACGCGUUUGAUUAUAAAUUAAAAUCAGAACUAAGGUUAACCACACUCAGACCAAAUGACAGUGUUAAUGUGAAUAUCAGCUUUAUCCUUCCAGUUGACUUACAAACAAAAACGUACAUGUUGGCAAUUGUUUGUGAUUCGCGAGAUGAAAUUUUUGAAGUUAAUGAAAAUGACAACGAGUUUAGAAUUGAUUUUCGUUUGGAAGCACGGUUGAGCACCGACAUAGCGGUGAUAUCGGUAAAUGCUCCUGCCUUUUCUUCAUUUGGAAGCGACAUGAACGUUAAAUGGGAAAUUGUGAACAAUGGCUCAAAAUCAGCGCAGGGGUACAAAUGUGAUUCGGUUUAUCUAUCCGAUAAUGAGGUUUGGGACAUAACGGACAUGCAAAUUGGUAAACCAAAAUGUUCGUUUUUUACACUAGAAGCAAACAGUUCAAGUCAGUUGUCGGAAUCUGUAUCCGCGUCGACACCUCAGGUUGCUGCAAAUGAGUACAAUACCCUUGUGAAAAGCAGAUCUAAUGUUAUCGAUAUCAAUCAAGAAAAUAAUGUUGCAAUUACUCUACAGAAAACUAGAAUUAUAUACGACACUAUUAACGUCGGCGAGACUGUAAACCGAAAUCUGGUCGGUUCUCUAGUGCUACGAGUCGUUAAUGUUACAGACGACGAAACUCUUAUGAUAACAGUGUCAUCCAACAGUUCAAUAAACGUGUAUCUCAAGGGUGGCAGUCCAGCAACUUUUUACGACUUUGACAUUUCAUCUGAUGACCCUACUUCGUCUAGCCAGGUUAUCACGUUUCCAAACACAGAAAAUGGUGAUUACUACCUGCUCAUUGAAAGUUCAAACAUAAAAACAGGUGGCAAACAGAGCCUUGCGAUUUCAGUUAAAUAUGCUGUGUUUGAAAUAAUUGACAUAUAUCCUAGGAUGCUUAUACCAAAUGCACAAACAACUCUGAAAAUAAAAGGAGCCAUGUUCUCAUCUGAUAUGCAUGCGAGCAUUUAUUAUAAUAACACAUCUGACAAUAACUUUAUUGCUAAACAAACAUUGGUAUUCACAUCUGGCUUAGCGUACUCGACUUUUCAUAUACCAGAAGCUGCCUCAACUGGACCGAUUACCUUUCAAUUGUCAUCAUUAUCAUUAAAUAAGACGAUUUAUUAUGAAAACCUUUUGAUUCAAAAUGGCGUAAAGGGAUACAUAUCUGCAUACAAGGAAAGUCCAGGAAGGCUACGGGUUGGUGAAACAGGCACAUUCCUGAUAAGAAUACAAAAUCUUGGAGAUUCAGAUGUUAACGUUCCGAUAUUAAAUGUUGAAGCUUUAGGAGAUGGCAGUUUUCAGCUGCAAGACGACACUCGCGAGGAGUUCUUUAGAAAGCAAUAUUUACUUUUCUGUAUAAGCGAUGACGGACCAAGUGGAAUAUUGUUGGCAAAAGAUUAUUGCCAACUUGAUUUAAAUGUCCGACAAGAUGACACUCAAGUCAACUUCGCAUCUUUGUCUAUGCAAGUUUGGGAAAUAACUCAAAAUGAACGAUCCGUCAACCCAUUUAUGCAAUCAAAGAAUAAUCUACGUCCUUCUCACUAUGACGAAAACGCCUGGGAUCGUGUAUGGAACAAUUUUCUGACAUUAACCGGAAAUACUUCUUUGUCGAUGGGUAAAAAGAUGUCAAGUGUACUAAACGAAAUGAGUGUUGCUGGAAGAAGAGUACGACCGGUAAAUUUUAUAUUGACCUAUCUACUAGAUUUUGCAGAUUCACCAAAUGGGGAUAGUAUCAUAGACUUACAAGUGGACAUUCAAAAUCCUUCGGAAAAGAAUACUCGUUUAAUUGUUGAUCGAUUAAUGUCUUCGAGGAUUGGCUCUAGAAGUCAAGAUGGGGUUUUAGGAAAAGGAUGGAAAGUCCCUUUAUGGGAUACAUAUAUUAAGACGUUGGAUAAUGCGGAAGUUGUACUGACCUUGCACAAGGAAGACUUUUUGUUUCUUAAAGGAGAUGAACAUGUUUACCUACACCAAACCCUUGGUACACUUACGCGUACUGAUUCAGGCUUUACCCUUCGUCGCCAAGAUGACGGAAAUGAAUAUGUUUUUGACCGUGAGACUUUAAAAUUGAAGCACGUUGCGUCCUUAACUGACGGCAGUUGGCUAAAUUUGGAGUACGAUCAGAGUUUAUUAACGACCAUCCGACAUUCUGAGGGAUCAUAUGUUGUAGUCAGAUAUAAUGUUCGAAACAGAAUACAGUCAAUGGAAUUGUUAAAUGGUACAGCAAAUGAAAAAGUAGUAUACGAAUAUGACUUUAAAGGGGAACUACUUACAAGCGUACGAACAAAUUCAGAUUCAACUACAUACACAUACAACCCUGACAAUUCAUUAAAUACUAUUUCUUUUGAUGAUGGCACGAGAUUUGAGUUCGACUACAACGAUUUAGGCCACGUAAAAUCUAGACGAUAUUUUAUUUCUGAUAAAGAAGUAGACAGACAAGAAUAUUUGUACACGAAUGGCGGAAUGCUUUCAGUACAUUCUUGGCCUGCUGCCACAGGUUACAAUUUAACAUAUUCUGAAUCUGGAGAAAUUAUUGCAACUCAUCGCUUAGGUUUCCUUCCCGAUACUGUUGUAACUACAAAAUCCACUCAGAUAAACUAUGAGGGCGAUCAUAUUGUAACAAAACGUACAUUUGGAGUGAAUUCGAUACUUAUUGAAGAUGGUAAUCGGGACAGCAUUAAAGCGGAAUUUAACAACCUUGGUCAGCUAAUCCAAUUUAAAGAUGGACGAGAAAACGUAUACGAAAUAAGUGUGAACUCAAACGGAAGUAUUGACACCGUAACGUUUCCAGAUGGGACAAACAAGACGUAUACUUACUUUCAAAAUGGUCACCAAACCAUGACACAAACAGGUGCCGUUAAUGUGUAUGAAUUCGAUGAAAAUAACAGAUUAGUAUUAAAAAAUAUCGGCGAUAAUAUGAUAGCGUCCUAUGAAUAUGAUAAUAAUGGUAACCUUGAGAGAGCAAGAAAUUCUCUAGGUGAGGUUGUCAUAAGCUAUUCGGACACAAACGUAGCAAGUGUGGCAUAUCCGGAUAAAACUAUUAACUAUCGAUACAAUGCAAGAAAUCAGAUAAGAGAAAUCUCUACCAAUGACGGAUAUCUAGUCAAGUAUGACUUUAAUGAUUUAGGACAGAUGACUCGAGUUUUAAGGGAAAAUGAUGUAGUUUUAGUAACGGCCGAAUAUAAUGAAAAUGGAAAGCUGAAGAAGAAGACUUUGGGAAACAAUGCAUACACCGUCUACGACUACGAUCCCUCGUCUACAUUGUUAACCUCUCUUAAGAACUUUUUUCCAAACGGGUCUCUUGCUUCUCAUUUUACAUAUACUUACUCGAUCAGAAAUCGGCGGAUUGCCGUAACGUCACAAGAUGGAACUUGGAAAUUCCAGUACGACAAAGCUGGUCAGGUGACGUCAAUGAUAGAUCCACAUGGCAAUGUUACAAGGUACAAUUACGAUGCUAGUAAGAACAGACAAUCUGUGUCCACCAACAACUUCGAGGUACAAAACACAAUAAAUGAAAUGAAUCAGUACGUAAAAUAUGGUAGUACCUCGUACGACCACGAUAAAAAUGGAAACCUUAUACAGAAGAAUGGAUCGUCUGGAAACGAAGUUUUCAAAUAUGAUGAAGAAAACAGACUUGUUGCUUUUCAUUCAAACGGAACAACAUGCUCCUUCAAGUAUGAUGCUUUCGGUCAUUUGCAUUCAAAACAAUGCAAUGGUCGAGCGACCCGUUAUGUCGCAAACAUCCAGGGGCUCUAUGGUGCAGAUAUUAUUGAACAGAUUGAAUCCAUAAAUGGUGUUGGGUCUACCGUUCGCUUUUACCACGGGGAUGAAAAACUCGGACUGAUUGCUUCUACCUAUGAUAACGGAAAUGUCAACUAUUUUAUGUAUGAUGCAAUUGGGUCCGUUGUGAACGUGCUUUCGGAAAAUGGUGCCCUUGUGAACUCAUACCAACGGGAUCCAUUUGGCAAUGCUAUAGCAUCACUUGAAAAUGUGCCAUCAAUUUUCACGUUUGUUGGACAGUGGGGUGUGGUUGAUAUAAAAGAGAUUCCCGACGUAUUUUAUAUGAGGACACGAUUUUAUGACUCCGACACAGGCCGAUUCAUGAGCCCUGAUACAUUUGGUUUAGGUGCUCAUAGCAAAAACUUUUAUGCUUAUUGUGCGAAUAAUCCAGUAAGUUACAAAGACCCAAAGGGUACAUGUCCAUGGUGUUUACUUAUGUUAAGAACGGCGGCCAAAGGAGCGGUAACAAGUGUGGUGAAAUAUGGCUUGACUACUCCUAGGAAUGAAUGGACAUGGGGAGGCGCGGCAGGAGCCGCAGUUGAAGGGGCCAUCAACGGGGCCGUUAAGCCCUUCAAAAAGAUACUACCAGGCUGGGCGAAGGAUGUUAUAUCGGAUGUCGCGAACGUAGCGGGUACAGCCACACAGAAGUUGAUAGAUGAUGAGCCAUAUUCUCUUAGAGACGCCGCUGAAGAUUUCGGCAACAAACAGCUAGAUCGUGCUCAGGAUAAAUUGGAGGAGAAAUUUCCCCUUUUUAAAAAGUUUAACAAAAUAUGUGGAGCUGUUGAAAAGUAUUCAGGUUAUAGUGGAGCGCCAUGCGAUUGGAAAGAUCGAAUAAAAGAUUUCUUUGACAAAUUGCUUGACGAUAUCAUAAACUGGAUACAAUCAAGAGAUCCAAACGAUAUGCUUGGUCCGGAUGGCUACGGACCGGCCCGUUUUAUAUCCAAGGAUUUGACUUUGAAAUACACUAUCAGAUUUGAAAACGACGCAAACGCCACUGCACCAGCACAGCGCGUGUAUGUCGAACACAAAUACAGUGAGCACUUGGAUGCCAGACACUUUGUUCUCGGAAAGUUUGGCUUUGGCAACUUGACGAAAGAAAUGCCAAUAAGGAGCAAAAUUUAUCAGGAUACCAUAGACAUGACGAAAGAAAAGGGUAUUGUUGUCCAAGUGUUUGCUGGGCUUGAUUUAGUCAAAGAAGUUAUUGCUUGGGAGUUCCAGACUAUAGAUCCAAUAACAGGAUCGGCUCCAACGGAUCCUGGGAUUGGCUUUCUUCCCCCCAACAAUGGAACGUCCGGGCAGGGAUUUGUGAGUUUCAGUAUAAAGUCAAGAAUAGAAACCCCCCAUCUGUCAGUGAUUCAUGCAAACUCCUCGAUAUUCUUUGAUCAAAAUGAACCAAUAGACACUCCAGAUUUGUUCAACACGAUCGACGAUCGGUACCCGAUUAUUAAUGGGUCGAUUGUACCGGGUACAGAGUCUCGGGACUCAGUAACAUUGGCCCUCCGAGCUUUAGACUCAGGUUCCGGUGUCCAACGCAUAGAUUUAUUCAAGAGGGAAGGUGAAAGUAUCACUUUAUAUAAAAGUAACAUCACCGAAGCGAUAUUUGUUCUUCCAUUGGAAACAAACCUUCCACAAACUAUUUUACCAGUAGCAGUUGAUUUUGUUGGAAACAGAAUUGAUUUACAAGACAUUGACCAAGAGUCAGCCAUCACAGUCAACGUAACCAUAGAAACAACACCCUGCGAAUGCUCUGGUAAUGGCAACUGUUCAGAGGGAAUGAAUGUGUGUGAGUGCAUGAAUGGAUUUCAUGGAACUUAUUGUAACAGAACUACACCUCCAGUUGAACCACCAGUGCUUGAGGUUAGAUCAACACCGGGCUAUGCAAGAGAACCAAUUGAACUUCAAAUCUCAGCUCGCAAUAUCUCGGGUGUUUUUGAGGAUCUCUCAAUUAUAAUAUCGGAUAUUCCUCCGAACACAUUAUUUUCUAAGGGCGUUUUGAAAGGUGAUGGAAACCUUUACAUAGACGCUUCUAAGUUUGGUUACAUCAACAUGACGACCGAUCAGUACGGUGAAAUAGACCUUAAAAUAACUGUAAUGCAGACUAUCAUCGACCAGAAUUUAUCAAGGUCUACUGUUCUUCGUCUUCUUAUCCAUCCAUAUUUUGAAACAGUGUCCGUCCAGUUUACGGCAUGCCUUGCAGAAGAUAAAAACAACUCUGUCAUGUUUAGUUCUAGUGUUUCAUUUGUUGGAAUAUCCAACACAGAGAUUACACAAAAUAUCUCAUUUACCUUGCCCCACGUUGUUAGCUUGAUGUUACCGACAUGGGUGCAUCCACUGGAGCGUUACAACAAAGACAGUGUUUACCAGAUAGAUACAAAAGUUGCUCUUGGACAUCUUCAAAUCACAAGACCCUACAAACCAUUCAACACAUCAGUUAUAGUGCGUGUUCAGCCUGAUGGUGUACCACUAAAGGAGUUCGUUUUCGAAUUUCAAGUUGGAAGCGAAUGUUCAGAAGGAUCGUGCGACUGUGUCGAAAAUCACACACUUGAGUGUAGUCCGAUUUUCAAACAAUGUAAUUGUAAUCAGGCCUGGCAGGGAGAUCGAUGCGAAACUGAUGUCAACGAAUGUACACAACCGACAAUUUGUUUGAGCAUGCCAAACUCAUCAUGCCGCAACAGGGAAUGGGGCUAUGAUUGCCUAUGUGUGGAAGGUUAUGACCUGCAAAAUGACACUUGCAUAGGAAAUGGUAAAGGGAAUAUAACAACAACUACUUCACCCCAAACAACGGAGCCUCCUGUAUCAGGAAGAACUGUUUCAUUAGUUAUACGUGUCGCCGUUGAUCUGCCUUCGACUGAUAACUUAGAAAAUAACACCACUUACGAAACAUAUGCCGCAAAGACUGACAUUAUGUUAACGAACUAUUACAAACAACGUCUUGGCGAUCGGCUGAUAGAUGUUUUUAUUCGAUCGUUGAGUAAAGGAAGUCUGAUUGUGCAACACGAUGUAUUGGUGAAGGACGAGGAACAAGCACUUCAAGAACUGUCGUUAGCUAUUGUGGAACUGUUGACCUUUACUGACAGCAAUUCAUCAGGAAUAAUGCUAGAUGGUGAACAAAUUGCUGUUGAAAACGUUCGUCUUGGAAGUAGCAAUGCCCUGGAUGCAUGCAGUGUUUUUACGUCCUUGCAUUCAUGUGAGAGUGGCUGCCAGCUUGAUAACAAAGGAACACCGACGUGCAGACCGGUUACGAAGGAUGACAGUAAAACAGACUACAAGGUGAUUAUUAUAGCAUUGGGCGUGACAUGCGCAUGCGUGGGACUGGUCAUCGUAGUCGUUGUUGCAGUUCGCAAAAGUAGGCAAUCGGCGAAGGACGUCAACUUAAAUUCUGGAAUAUACGAAGCAGAUAAUAACGGAAGGGAAAAUGUUCCCGCUUUUCAUAAUCCUGCAUAUGGUGAAGAUUAAGAGAAACUAUUACAUGUAAAUAUUAUAUAUACAUGAAUUUGAUUCCACAUGUUCAUUUAUGGAUAAAUGCAAGAAUGUUUCCCCUCUACAAUAUGAUUGAAAAUGCACUUACCUUUUAUAAGGACAUUUAUUGGCAUCUUAAAGUGUUCAAGUUCGUAUCUAGGAGUCAAUUCGUAUCUAAGUCAAUUAAAACGUUUACUUUGUUUUAAAAAAUGGUAAACUUCGAUUUCAUUAUUUAAGUCUUUACGAUGUUGAAUUUAUCUGAAAUCUAAAGUAGUUUUAAAAGUCUUUUAAAACUUAAUACGUAAAACUGUUGACACAUAACGAUCUAGUUUACAUGCACUUUCCUUUUAAUCUAAUUUAUCCAUAUUCAUGUUUCGGUUACAAUAUACCAUAAUAACGUGCUUAAAUGGUUAAUUGUCUUUCAGUCCAUGUACUGAAUCUCCGAUCGCCAUGUAUACAACCAAGUAUUAAUUCUUUUCAAUAAUCAAGGAUCAUGUUGACCUAUUUUAUUCUAUUUAAGUAUGUUGAAUGUUUGAACUGAAAUAUAAUUUCUGUUAAGGCCUUUAUAAUAUUAAUACAAAUUAAGAAACUAAACAUAUAUGAUUAUAUUAUGCAGGAUAUUCUUAUCUCUUUAUCAAGUAUUUACAGAAUAUUGCCACCCUACCUGAAUUGGCAUGUCCCAGUAGUUUUCAUUUCAUCAUUUAGACUAUUCAAACUGCAUAAAAAUGAGAUAACUAACGUGUACGCAUAAUAGCUUAACCGAUAUAAACACGGUAUAAUAUAAAUAUAUCCUUUUUUAUAAACUUCAUAUAUCAACUGCAAUGUUGUUGUGUGUUUUUGUUGUUUGUAUCAACAUUACAAACGUUGUAUCUUUCAUGGUUUGAUCUUAACGUUAAUGUUAACUGACGCUACCGACAUAUAUUUUGUAUUCCUCGUAUAUAGUUGGGCCCAUAUGAAUUUACAAAGCAGAUGUAUGUAAUUGUCUUAGCAUAAAAAGCUGUAUUUCAAUGGUGUAAUAGUAAAAUUGUAUAUAUUAAACACUGUUUCAAUACUUGCAACACAAAAUGAAAGGAAAUCAUGUAAUCAGUAUCAAUGCUUAUAUAUAAUAUACUACAUGCUUAUUAUAUAAUAAAAUAGUAAACUCCG